Alnus glutinosa is the source of this 1051-nucleotide messenger RNA. RefSeq names its product disease resistance protein RPV1-like. The annotation marks the transcript as partial. The transcript has a single exon. Gene Ontology annotation, molecular function: protein binding. The record is from RefSeq and is a predicted model, not a curated record. Lineage: Eukaryota; Viridiplantae; Streptophyta; Magnoliopsida; Fagales; Betulaceae.
GUACCCCUUCUUUUUUCAUUUGUUCAGCAACUGUUCAAGAAGUUGAAAUUCCUAAAUCUCAGUCAUUCCCAUUACCUGACUCGGACUCCUAACUUUGCAAGACUCCCUAAUCUUGAGAAACUAAUACUCAAAGAUUGUACGAGUUUGUUUGAGGUUCACCAGUCUGUUGGAGAUCUUAAUAAUCUCAUUUUGGUAAAUUUGAAAGAUUGCAGAAGUCUUGAAAGUCUGCCAAGGAGUUUCUAUAAGUUGAAGUCUCUUCAAACUCUCAUUCUUUCUGGUUAUUCUAAAUUUGACAAUUUGCCUGAUGAGUUGGGCGAGAUGGAAUCCUUGACAACUUUUCUUGCAGAUAACACUGCUAUAAGACAAGUGCCACAUACCAUAGUACAAUUGAAGAACCUCACAUGCUUGUGGUUGUGUGGGUGUAAAGGAUCGGCAUCUAAAUCACUCCCUUCACUCCUUUCGUCUUGGAUAUCCCCAAGGAAAAGUCCAAAGUCGGUCAAUCUAUUGCCUGCUUCAUUGCAAGGAUUGAACGCACUAAGAGAAUUAUCUCUCAGUCAUUGCAAUUUAUCAGAUGAUGCAAUCCCUAAAGAUCUUGGGAGUUUAUAUUCCCUUGAAUCUUUAAAUCUAGAAAACAAUCAUUUUCGUAGCCUACCAUCGAGCCUUGGUGGUCUUUCGAAGCUUCAAAGUCUCUUUUUAGAUAAUUGCACAAAGCUUCAGUCUAUUCCAGAUUUACCACCAAAUUUGAAUCAGAUGCGGGCAUCACACUGUGUGGCAUUGGAAAGAAUGCCAAAUAUAUCAAAUCUCUCAAAUAUGGAAUGGUUGCACCUCCCUAAUUGCAAUAAAUUAGUCGAGAUUCCAGGCUUGGAUAAGUUGUUGAAGUCCAUUUGGGAGAUUCAAUUGGUAGGGUGCAGCAAUUUAACAAAUACUUUUAAACAAAGCAUCCUACAGGUUCUCUCUCUCUCUAUCUCUCUAAAUACUUAUUUUUUUCAUAGUACUGCUUAUAUACAUCAUGGUUUUGAUGGUACAGAAAUGGAUUCCGAGUGAAUUUGAU